This is a messenger RNA of Oryctolagus cuniculus (rabbit), 4775 nucleotides long. Lineage: Eukaryota; Metazoa; Chordata; Mammalia; Lagomorpha; Leporidae. The record is from RefSeq and is a predicted model, not a curated record.
GAGCUGUGGCGCCGGCCCAUCCUCUACUUCUUUCCCAGUCCACAGCAGAGAGCUGGAUUGGAAGAGGAGCAGCCGGAACUAGAACCCGGCACACAUAUGGGAUGCCAGUGCUGCAGGCGGAGGAUUAAUCUACUGUGCCACAGAGCCGGCCCUGAAAAGUCUUUAUCAACCUGGGCCUGAGCCCUAAAUAUUUCAUUACCUUGGGGUCUGUUGUUGUUGUUGUUGUUUUUAUGUACUUGAGAGAGAGUUCAUGUCUGCUGGUUCACUCCCCCAGACACCUACAACGGCCAGGGCUGACCAGACACCAAAGCCAGGAAUCAGAAACUCAGUCCAGUCUCCAUCUAGAUGUCAGGGACCCAGCUGCUGGAGGCCUCCCCGCAGCCUCCCAGGAUCUGCGUGGGCGGGAAGCUGGAGUCCGGAGCAGGGGCCGGGAGUUGAGCCUAAUGGCGUGGGCGGAACUCCUGCUGUAUUCUGUUCUCCCAGUCUCACUAAUGGAGAUCUUAAUUAUGCAGCUUCGGAACUACCCCUUCAUGGUUGUUUAUGGGCACUUAGGGAUAUAUAUUUAUUAUUUAUUUGAGAGGUACAGUUGCAGACUGUGAGAGGGGGAGAGACAGAGAAAGGUCUUCCAUCUGCUGGUUCACUCCGAUUGGUGGCAUUUCUAGGAAGAGCAGCAAAGGACUGCACACCCCGCUGACCUGGCCCCAGUUCUCUGUGGGGAUGGAGGCAGUCACAUUAUCGGCACGAUGCCAUCAGUAUGAGGCACUUCCCCUCACUAUUGUCAGAAGAUCAAGUCACACUGACCUGCUUGAUGCUGCAACAGGCCUUCCUCAUCUCUUUAUUUUCCAAUAUCAGUCCACUCAUUCAUUCCAUCAAGCAGCAGAAUUUUAUUCCAACCAUGCCAGAAUUGUCCAAGGCCCCAGGGAUUCCAGAGGCCUUCUGAGGCCUCGGGUCUUCCCGCGGAGAAUUGACCGGCAAUGAGUGAAGCCUGCCACCAGUGCCCUGGCUGCCCCGUCGCUGUGAGUCCCUUGUCCCUAGGGCCCCGAAGUGGAGGUUGGGGACUCAUGACGAGAGAUUACACGGCUGUAGGAUGAUACAGACUGCAGCCUACCUGUUGGCUUGAGACUAAUUCCCUGAAGCUUCCAUUUCUAGAAGCUAAGUGUUUCAGAGUAGAGAAAGGUGACAUCUCCUGAGCAAAGCAACUUAGCAUGAAAGACUUCUCAUAGAAAUAAAAUCUGGAGUAUUUCAGGCUAGUUGGCUUCUUGACUCUCAACAUAGCAAACUGUAUAUCUUAAACUAAAAAUGUCUGAAAAUUCAAGUAGCAGGUAGAUUUUUCCUCUUCCCAGAGGGAAACAGCAAACACGAUACUGAGCCUAUCAUAAAAAAUGAAGAUUCAGGGGCCAGCGCUGUGGUACGGCAGGUAAAGCCACCAUUUGCAGUGCCGACAUCCCAUAAGGGCACCAGUUCCAGUCCCAGCUGCUCCACUUCUCAUCCAGCUCCCUGCUAAUGCCCCUGGGAAAGCCAUAGAAGAUGGCCCAAGUGCUUGGGACCCUGCCACCCACAUGGGAGACCCAGAUGAGGUUCUAGGCUCCUGGCUUUGACCUGGCCCAGCCCUAGCCAUUGUGGCCAUUUGAGGAGUGAACCAGUGGAUGGAGGGUCUCUGUCUCUCGUUCUCCCUCUAACUCUGCCUUUCAAAUAACUAAAAUAAAUCUUUGGAAAAAAAAAAAAUGGAGAUUCAAGCAUGGGCGAGUGCUGUUUGCAUGUGGCUUGAGUGCGUUCCCAAGGUUCACGUGCAGGAAGCCUGAUUCCCAGGGUGGUGACGUUGAGGGGGUAGAACCUACAAGAGGCGGGGCCUAGGGGAAGAUGGUUAGGUCACAGAGGGUGCAGCCAUCGGAAGGGAUCAGUAUAGUUGUCACAGGACCACAGUAGGUCCCACAGAGCAGGUUGGCUUCCUGUCACCCUGGGAUCUCCACAGCCACACCCACCACCACCACUGUGAUGGCACAUGCAGUGAGGCUGAGCCAGAGGCCAGCCUUCCAAACUACAAGCUAAAUAAACCACUCCUCUCUCUGUACCUUACCCAGCCUCGGGCAUUCUAUUGUAGCAACAGAGAGCAAACCAACACCAGCAUGUAAGGAGUCAACACGACACAGUCAACAACACACAGACACCACCGGGGCUGACCACUUGUGUCCUCCCGCGUGGCAGCCUUGAAGUUCUCAGAAAUGCCUUUGGGAUCUCCCUCGCCUCGCCCUGAUGAAUAGAACCUGGCCGACUUCUAUUCGUACUGACCUUUCCGGCCAGCAGUCACUUGGCCACACCGCUAGUCUGAUCUCCUGAACGUGCUUCUCCACUCUCCAUGGCCAGGCUGUGAACUGUUCAAGUCUUUCCACUCUGCUUCUCCUUCAGUUACGACUUGCAUCUUUAAGCUGUGUCUCUGCUCUCACGGAUCACUGGCUGCGGUUGAAGGUCGCCGUGCCCCAGGCUGGGUGCUUUGCUGCUUGGAGGAUUCCUCUGCUGGGUGACCCCGGCACACAGGGCAGCCGCGUCUUCACUGCUGUGGACCAGGGACGGCCUCCACUCCGUUCCUUGUUCCUAUCUGGGACCUCGUCUGAGUGGACUUCACGGUCCAUGUUUGCCCAGUAUCCUGAGGGUAUACGGGUGCUUCUGCCUCACCAGGCUAGCCACAGCGAGCACAGAUCUUCCCUGGAAGCUGCACGAGGUAAUAAGAUCCCAGCAGAAUGUCCCUUGAUAAAGACAGACGCCCAGCGAGGAGCAGCAGGGCGUCUUCGCUUCCUAAGUGUUCGCUGCCAGAAUUAUUUGAAUGUGUUGAGAAUUUGACCAAGGAAAGCAAGAAAUCCAACCUCCAAAAGACUCAGGGUCUUUCAGUGAAGGAGGCCCAGAAAAUGCUCACCCAAAGCCUGAACGCCAUGGCGGCGCUCAGCGGAGCUGGGGGGAAAGAGGGAGAGGCUGUGGCUGCCUCCGCGGGCACAGCAGCCACGGCGGCCAAGAGAGAGGACAAGAGGCCCAAGUCCAUGACCGAGCUCCUGCAUCACAGCCUCGUGUCCGACUCGCUGUCCCCGGUGGAGAGGCUCUUCCGGUCCCGCCAGAGACUGUCCCACGACGGGAUCCCCGCUCCCAUGCACAAUUUCCCCUAUGACAUUCUCGUCAGUCACUCGAAAGCCUGGACACUGAUCACCGCCGAGGACGAGGUGCCCAAGGCCACGAUGCCGCAGAGAACAGCGCUGCCCAGCGCUCCGCCCGAGAAGAUCUACGAAGACAGGCUUCCUCGCCUCUUCCUGGUCUACGCAGAAAAGCAGUUUAUAGAUCUAAAGGACCUGGAGUUGAAGUACUUUAAGGGGCUGGUGAAGUGGAGCCGCACCACGGCAGUUUCGUUCCCGGAGAUCCGCUAUGACACCGAGAAGAGAUUUGUGCAGAGCCGGGACAUGCCUGCCGUCUUCCCUCCUCUGAUCCGUAAGACUCUGUUCGUUUAUCCUCAAGUUGACUAUCAAACAGAAUCCAAGUAUCCUCUUAAAUGGGACAUAUAGUUCGUUAAAAUAGUCUGGAUGUGUGUGUUUGCCGUCGAGACCACUGAAUUUAUACAUAACAGCAAAGAAGAGGUGGCACCCACUAGAACAACUGAACUACGGCAAGACUCAUGGAAGGUCCCACAGUAAACCAUGGAUAUGGAGUAACAGAACCAAACCGGUCUGCCGUUAUGAGACCCUGUUCGGAACUGGACAACCUGCCUGGACCAAGGCUGAAGCCAGUAUGGCUCAUGUGAAAAUAAAGGCUACCCAGGAAGGAGAGACUCCUGAACAACAGCAGCUCUGCAGAAAAGCGGAAGCACACGUCCGUCGUCACAAGGACAGUUGGUAAAUUCAACAGGUGCAGGAACUGGUAGCUCGGGGCGCAGAGGUCACUCUGAGGAGUUGAAUGUUAACUGCAUAGAGACCUGGGAACAAAACAAGUUUGGAGAAGAAACACAUUGGGAAUCUUGGAAGUGGAAAAUGUUGUCAAUGAAACCAAGAACCUUCCAAAAUUAUCCCAAUUACGCUCUCUGCCUGUGAGGAGGACGGACUAAUAAGCUGGGGAAUCAGACCGAGAAGCCUCGAGAUCGCAGCACAGCGCGGUAGGGCUGGAAGCUAAGAGUUCAGAGUGCGGACGGAGGAAUGAGAGGUUCAGAAACAUGUCAGGUAGAAGUUGUAGAAGAAAGUGGGGAGGUGAGGCUCAAAAAGCAAACAACUGAUACUUUUCCAGGAAUAAAGAAACGUAUGGGACUUUGAACUGAAAAAAAUUCCAUGGGAUGAUUAGCAAAAAAAUAAAUAAAAAUAAACCCCAAUCCUAGAAACACCAUAGCAAAAAUGCGGAGAACUAAGCAGUACAGGGACACAUAAUCUACCACGGCCAGACAGACAGAAUCCUCACCAAGACAUGAGACGUCAACGGGAGAACCCCAUGAGCAAUAGCAGUCAGGAGGUGAUGGUGUCACGCACUCAAAACCCUAAGGGAAAACAACCACUGGUGUGGAAUUCUACCCAACCAAGCUCUCCUUAUGCGGCAGAGGUGAAAUAAAUAUACUCAGAAACAUGUCAGAGCCCAGAAUUAUUUACUAUCCACAGCUCUUAAUGAAACAGAAAUAACCAAGCAGAAAACUACCAGUAAAAUAUAUACUUCAGCAAGAACCCAGAGGGAAUGCAAAAAAUAAUUGUGAGCAAUUGUGUUACUGAUAACAGAUAUGUGAAUCAUUAUAUAGCUAAUUAAAAUACAUUUCUGGA